This is a messenger RNA of Lichtheimia ornata, 897 nucleotides long. RefSeq lists its product as uncharacterized. Gene Ontology annotation, cellular component: nucleus. NCBI's taxonomy places the organism in Eukaryota, Fungi, Mucoromycota, Mucoromycetes, Mucorales, Lichtheimiaceae. The transcript is spliced from 3 exons. Bases 1 to 897 code for a protein of 298 amino acids. Gene Ontology annotation, biological process: intracellular copper ion homeostasis; positive regulation of transcription by RNA polymerase II; intracellular iron ion homeostasis. Gene Ontology annotation, molecular function: copper ion binding; RNA polymerase II cis-regulatory region sequence-specific DNA binding; DNA-binding transcription factor activity, RNA polymerase II-specific. The record is from RefSeq and is a predicted model, not a curated record.
AUGCCUUAUAUCAACGGUGUCAAGUUUGCCUGCAACAGCUGUAUCAAGGGCCAUCGUUCCUCUCACUGCGCGCAUGUUGAUCGCCCUUUAAUUGAAAUCCGCAAGAAAGGUCGGCCUGUUACUCAAUGUUCGUAUUGCCGUCAUCUUCGAAAAACCAAACACGUUCACAUAAAAUGUCUUUGUGGCAAGAAACAACGUUCCAUCUCACCAGAAAUGGGUGUAGGUGACCAUCAUCAUCAGCAGCAACAACAACACUUGCAUCCACAACAACAGCCACCCUUGGUCGAACCCAAGAUUGAACCUGUUACUUCUUCCACAAUCAUGUUGCCUAUGACCACUACCACCACCACCACCGAAAGUGUCAUGAUCAACAAUGAUAAUAACAUGCUUCCUGUUUCGUUUGAAUUUGAUGGCUUUGAUCCGACAUUGACACCUUGGGCUCCUCUCGAUAUCGUACCACCGCAGCAGCAGCAACAAGACACCUGGAUGGGCUGGUCCUCUGUGUCACCUUCAUCGUCACCUUCUAUAGCAGCACCACCUCCUGGUAGUACUACUUCUUCUUGUGCUCCCUUGCCAAUGGCAGCGUGGUCAUCAUCAUCAUUAUCAUCCACGUCUUUGGGUUGUAGUGGUUCAUGUUGUGUAUGUCCUCCACAACCACUUCCACAGCAACCUGAAUCCGUUGUUAUUACCAUCACGCCUCUCAACAAUAACAACAACGGUGGUACUCCUACCAAUCGACCUACGAUCACGCGUGUGGUGACGUGCCAUUGUGGACAAGCAUGUGUGUGCUCAAGCUGCUUAGUGCAUAGUAAUAAUAAUCAACAACAACAACAGCAGUCGCAUAACACGUACCCGCAACAACAACAACAACCCCAAAUGCUCGGUGUGCUUUGCUAA